Messenger RNA from Mauremys mutica (yellowpond turtle), 4277 nucleotides. It is a transcript of the gene MGAT5, whose product is annotated as alpha-1,6-mannosylglycoprotein 6-beta-N-acetylglucosaminyltransferase. Gene Ontology annotation, molecular function: alpha-1,6-mannosylglycoprotein 6-beta-N-acetylglucosaminyltransferase activity. Gene Ontology annotation, cellular component: Golgi apparatus. Bases 22 to 2250 code for a protein of 742 amino acids. Lineage: Eukaryota; Metazoa; Chordata; Testudines; Geoemydidae. The record is from RefSeq and is a predicted model, not a curated record. Gene Ontology annotation, biological process: protein N-linked glycosylation. The transcript is spliced from 16 exons.
UUGUGAAGCUGUUGGGAAGCCAUGGCAUUCUUUACUCCGUGGAAACUAUCUUCUCAGAAACUUGGCUUUUUUCUGGUGACUUUUGGCUUUAUUUGGGGAAUGAUGCUUCUGCAUUUUACUAUUCAGCAGCGAACUCAGCAUGAAAGCAGUUCAGUGCUUCGUGAGCAAAUAUUGGAUCUCAGCAAAAGAUAUAUCAAAGCAUUGGCAGAAGAAAAUAGAAAUGUGGUUGAUGGGCCUUAUGUUGGGACGAUGACAGCAUAUGAUCUAAAGAAAACUCUUGCAGUCUUACUGGAUAAUAUCUUGGAGCGUAUUGGCAAGCUAGAGUCCAAGGUGGAGAACCUUGUAAUUAAUGGCACAGGAGCAAACUCUACCAACAGUACCGCCACUGCUGCUCCCAGCUUAGGAGCAGUUGAAAAGCUCAACGUAGCAGAUCUCAUUAAUGGAGCCCAGGAACAGUGUGAAUUGCCUCCUAUGGAUGGCUUCCCUCACUGCGAGGGCAAAAUAAAGUGGAUGAAAGAUAUGUGGCGAUCAGAUCCAUGUUAUGCAAGUUACGGUGUGGAUGGGUCGACAUGCUCCUUUUUUAUUUACCUCAGUGAGGUUGAAAACUGGUGUCCUCAUUUACCUUGGAGAGCAAAAAAUCCUGAUGAAGAAACUGAUCAAAAAGCAAUGGCUGAAAUUCAUACCAACUUUGAUCUCCUCUACAAAAUGAUGUCAAGGCAUGAAGAAUUCCGAUGGAUGAUGUUGCGCAUCAGACGAAUGGCUGAUGCUUGGAUUGAAGCAAUUAAGUCACUUGCAGAAAAGCAAAACCUGGAGAAAAGAAAACGAAAAAAAAUCCUUGUUCAUUUGGGACUUUUAACAAAGGAAUCUGGAUUCAAGAUCGCAGAGAAUGCAUUUAGUGGUGGCCCACUUGGUGAAUUAGUCCAAUGGAGUGAUUUAAUUACAUCUCUCUACUUACUGGGCCAUGACAUUAGGAUUUCAUCUUCACUGGCAGAGCUCAAGGAGAUUAUGAAGAAGGUUGUAGGUAACAGAUCUGGCUGCCCCACCCAGGGAGAUAAAGUGGUAGAACUCAUUUACAUUGAUAUUGUGGGACUUACUCAGUUUAAGAAAACGCUUGGUCCAUCAUGGGUUCAUUACCAGUGUAUGUUACGAGUACUGGAUUCGUUCGGGACUGAACCUGAGUUUAAUCAUGCUCAUUAUGCCCAGUCUAAAGGCCACAAGACGCCAUGGGGGAAAUGGAACCUUAAUCCACAGCAGUUUUAUACAAUGUUCCCUCACACUCCAGAUAACAGCUUCCUUGGGUUUGUGGUGGAGCAGCAUCUGAAUUCCAGUGACAUUAGACACAUUAAUGACAUCAAAAGGCAGAAUCAGUCACUUGUUUAUGGAAAAGUAGAUAACUUCUGGAAGGAUAAGAAGGCUUAUUUGGACAUCAUUCAUACCUACAUGGAAGUCCAUGGAACCGUCCACGGGACAAGUACUGUCCAUAUGCCCAGCUACGUGAAAAACCAUGGCAUCCUUAGUGGGCGAGAUUUGCAGUUUCUGCUGAGAGAAACAAAAUUGUUUGUUGGACUUGGAUUUCCAUAUGAAGGGCCUGCUCCCCUAGAGGCUAUUGCUAAUGGAUGUGCUUUUCUAAAUCUAAAAUUUAACCCACCGAAAAGCAGCAAAAAUACAGACUUUUUCAAAGGCAAGCCAACACUCCGAGAGCUGACAUCUCAGCAUCCCUAUGCUGAGGUUUACAUUGGGAAGCCUCAUGUCUGGACUGUGAACAUCAAUGAUCCUUCUGAGGUGGAGAAUGCAGUGAAAGCAAUUUUGAAUCAAAAGAUUGAACCUUAUUUGCCCUAUGAGUUUACAUGUGAGGGGAUGCUACAAAGGAUGAAUGCAUUCAUUGAAAAGCAGGAUUUCUGUCACGGGCAAGUGAUGUGGCCCCCAUUAAGUGCACUGCAGGUAGCAAUUUCUGAACCCGGAAAAUCAUGUAAACAAGUUUGUCAGGAAAACCAGCUCAUCUGUGAGCCAUCCUUCUUCCAGCACCUUAACAAAGACAAGGAUCUGCUGAAGUAUAACGUGGAAUGCCAAACUGUUGAAUCUGCAAAUGAUAUCGUGGUCCCAUCUUUUGAUGAAAGCAGAAAACACUGCAUUUUUCAGGGCGAUCUUUUGCUGUUCAGCUGUGCAGGAUCCCAUCCAAACCACAAACGAAUCUGCCCCUGCAGAGACUAUAAUAAGGGACAGGUUGCACUUUGUAAAGAUUGUCUAUAGCAGCAGCACCUUGCUUUAGUUUGUGGACAAACAAAGUGGUUUUGAGAGAACUACUUAUACUUCCUGCACUUUUGUCCAGUUGUCUUGCUGCAGGUCGAACAAAUGCUGCCAAGCGGAAUUCUCUGAGAAGAGGGAUUCAUAACGAAUAUCGAAAUGAUUUUUAUUUUUUUUCUAAGUGAACACUUGCAGUGGAGCUCUUUGAAAUCUUCCACCUACUCAAGGAGAAGAGAAAUGACGUUCCAUGCUUUGUAACAAUUUGGAGAUCAUGGCGAAGAACAGUUUGUAGAAAAUUCCCAGACCCAUCAAACUUUUUGUUGUUUUUUGGAUGAAACAAGUGUUUUCUAUUUUUUUAACGAGUUAAAACAUCCUGUCAUCAUCAGCUAAGAAUAUGAACAUCAUUCCAGUACAAAAUUGGGGAAAAAAUGCGCUUGGAGGGUGGGGGAGAUGACUACAUUUAUUAUUGGGGCACUAUUUUGGGUGCUGCUGCAGCUUGAAUGUCUAUAAAAUGGUGCAUUUCACAAGAACUUGGAACCACAAGGUAACACAAAUAACAAUACAUAGCUGCCUGCUCCCAGUCCUUUUUUAAAUCCUCACGUACUACAAGGUACCGUCUGCAUCACAACUACUGUACCGGAGCACUCUAAACAGGCAGCUCUGAGAAUGUGAGGAUCAGUGGCUGCCAGAGUGUGACACAUCCUGUUGUUGCUUGAGUACUGAUUAUGAUUGUGGCAUACUCUGGUGUGUGGAACAGCCAUGGAAGCAUACGGCCAUUUUAAAAUGGACUUCUUGUCGUCAGUUUACCGGGUCUGUUUAGCGAGUGAUCCUUGGAAUUUGCCCAUGCUUCUGUUGUUGUCUGCCUAUUCAACGUACUGUGUGAAGCAAAAAGUAUUCCGCAUCAUUUGAGCAAUAUUAUUUGAUCCUCAGUUUGCUAUACCUUACAGUAGUUAAAGCAUUACUGCAAGAUGGAGAAAGGCUCAACUAACUAUAAAUUAUUGUAUCAUAGGAAUGUGAACAGUCUUCAUAACAAGCUCUGUUUUUAAAGAGGAAGAUAUUUUAAAGAGCAAUUAUGAGAGAAGGAAAACUUCUUAGGAAAAAUAUUGUUGAUCGCUUUUCUGGAUUCUUUGUCCUUUUUUUUAAAUAGGCGGGCCAGUGAUGCAUUUAAAAACUACAGUUAGUUACCAAGAGUUUGAAUUGAAAUUCAGACUUGUUUAGAACAGUGAACUAAAUCUUUUUAAGUAGUAACAUCUUUUUUUUUUAUAAAGAGUAAAUUUCUAUUUUGUUGCAGCACAAGCUAACAUGUUUGAAAGCACUGUUCGUGGCUGGGAAAAGUUAUGUUAAAUUAGAGGGAAAUGAAUUGCUUAGUCUGCAGUAGGAUUUGAAAAAGGCCAUAGUAGCAGGUUUAAAACUUGGGUAUUUCCCAGUCAUAACUGAAAAACCUCAAUUUGAUUUUUUCCUCCCCUUUCUUUGUGAAGAUUUAACAAGCACUACCCAGUCUCUCCGUUAAUGAAAGUAUAGGCACUUUAAUAUUUUUCUCUAGAAUAUAUCAGGUUCACUCAUUUUUUAUACCCAUCAUUCAUUAUCUGUGUGAGAGUAUUGAAGUCUCUCAUGACCUACCAAAGACCAAAUAAGGGAAACAUGACUGAAACUGUCAAAUUAUCAAGAGACGUUAACAGAAAAGUAAAAGUUCAGUUUCCAACUUGAGUGUAAUUUCAAGUAUGUUUAAAUUAAAUUAAAUUCAACACUCCCAUUUCAUUGUUACACAAUGUAACAAGUACUGCAGACUAGAUAGAAAUUGGUGUCUAAAUGAUAGAGUAUCCAGAAGGUAUAUAUGGCAGGUGCCUGUGCAGCAGUGUUGAUCAAUAAUAACUGGGAUGUAAUGAUAGUAAAGCUUCUGUAAUUGCAAUAAUUCUACAAAAAUGGAACAUAACUGGUUACUUAUUAGGCAUAGUUUUGUAUGAAAAGAAAUUGAGCAGUUGUUAGGAGUGUCGCAGGCAUUCCCUCAGUCAGCCUGGAUGCUGUUUGCAUUG